Molecule: messenger RNA, 14641 nt
Organism: Pelobates cultripes (western spadefoot toad)
Lineage: Eukaryota; Metazoa; Chordata; Amphibia; Anura; Pelobatidae
Source: the annotation of a GenBank genome assembly
GGCCCUUCUGAUCACAAGUGUCUCCACCCUCCUCCGAAUCUAGGGCUGUUCUACGCAUUGCCCUCCCUCCUACUGCUCAGUUGGUUUGAACUGCAUCCCUCCCUUUCCAUCAAAGAGCUAGCCCACCAGCAGAUCUGUGGCUGUUCUCCCAGCCUGCCUGCAUACCCUCCCUCCUUUCCCCAUCAUUGACCACUGACUAUUCUCUAGAAUGGCCUGCUCCUCAUUGAUAGCAGGUAGCUGUCCACUGCUGUAGUGCUGAUACUUGCUGAUCUAUACACCCCUUGGACCUCAGCUGGAGGUAAGUAACAUAUAUUAUUAUAUAUACAUGCAUCAUGUAUGUUAGUGUUCUGAAAUAGAAUGUUCCAUAUUAAACAGACAAUCACUAUAUUCUUGGAUCCUUUAUCACUGAUUCCUGAUUCUUUAUUAUUUGCUUGGAUUUUAGACGCAUACACAGCUCUGAAGACUCCCUGUCUAGUAAUAAAUAAAUACACUUUUUGUUUGUGUUCACAUGGAAUAUCUUGCAUAGAGAUUUUACUGCAAUAUCCCACCUGCCAUGGCUUCCCUUAUAAUAUUACUACUGUGAAAUCCCUGGCUUCUAGCACAGAAUUGAGGAUUACUAAACAGAUGCUUGUGCUGCUGUAACUGGGCUGGGAUUGGGGCCAUGCAUCUGAUUUUUUAACCACUGGGCCAUGAACACUUAUCUUCUCAUCUGUACCCAUCUGUGCUUCUUAUAAUGUCCCUGCAGCUCAUACUAACCUUGAGAGCCAGUGUUAAAACCUACACCCCAACUGAACCUCUGCAAUGUUUUGUCCCUUUUUUUGUUUUAAAAUAAAAAGGGCUACGUCUCUCCCCUGGCACUGCUUUCUUAGUAGGACACGCAAUCCACCCUCUGGGAAGCAAUGAUUUCCUCAAUUCAACCUACUUCCCAGCAGUGACAUCUCACUCAUUGACACACAGUACAUAGUCAUUUUUAGAACCACAAUCUAAGAGGCUGGAUAUGUGUAUUCGACUCACCCUGUGUUAUCUCUCUCAUGUUGCAAGUUUAAUAUAGGAGGUGGCUGAACUCCUGGGAAGACAAAAAUGAGAAAAAUAUUUGACAGACUUUAAUGUUUACAGCCCAGGACACAAGGAUCAGUGCACUGACAAAAAAAAUAACACACUUAAAAUAUGAUUUUCUUUAUAUGUAAUUGAGGUAUUGUACAUGAGAGAACUGUCACCACCUGAAUCACUCCACGUUACUUAUAUGUUAACGCCAGUACCUUCCUCUAUUCCUCACCCGUUCUGCCUCUAAUUAGUAAGACUCUUAAGCAGUUAAAUAUCCAAGAGAAUGAAUAAAAUUAACAUAAACAGAUGCUAAUUUAUAAUGCAACUUUGGAGAAGGUUGCAAACCGAGAUUAAGCCACUGUUAAUGUUAUAAGAUUUGAACUUUUACCCUAGCAACAAAUUGUCAGGUGUCAGAAUCACAAAAGACACCCACAGCACAUCUCAGUGAAGCGGUCUGGGUGUAGUGACCCUCGAUUCAAUGAGAAGCAUUGAUCGGACGUGUGCAUGACACUUGCUGCAUAUGUCUAUAUGUACUUAAAUCAGUCUCUAUAAGAUGCCUCCAUGAUGAUGUUGCAGCAGUUCCAAUUUAUUCUUGGCACUGGAAAAAAAAAAGGUAAGUAAAAACUUUUUUUCCACUACAGCUCAAAAAGGAGGUGGGGGAAUCUAAAUUGGGUCCAGGACCUAGUUUCUCAACCCAUUGUAUGCGUACCCAGGAGGUAUGCACACCAAAGGCAGGGGGUAUGCCAAGAGGUGGCCGGCUGGGGAAGAAUGGAAGAAUUAUCAUCCAGCACUUCUCCCUCACGCACCCUGAGGUGAUAUCGGGCCACAAGUCCCACAAUGGACUGCAGGGAAAAGAUCCACUCCAGCUCACUGAAAAGUAGAGAGGCUGGGUGGACUUAAAUAAAAAAUAUUUUAAAACAUAAUAAUAAUUUGUGUGUUUGAGAGAAUGUGUAUGUGUCUGUCAGUAAAUGUGUGUGCAUCGGUCAGUGUGUGUCAAACCAGUGAGAGUGUUUGUCAGUGAAUAUGCGUGUCAGUAAGUGUGUCUGUUAGUAAGUGUCAUAUCAGUGAGUGUGUGUGUCAGUAUCCUGCUCUGUGUGUGUAAAUGAGUGUGUCCCUGUCCUCUGUGCAUAAAUGUGUUUGUGUCAGUUUCCUCUGUGUAUAUGUUUGUGUGUGUGUCAGUGUCCUCUAUGUGUAAAUGUGUGGGUUUUAGUGUACUCCGUGUGUAACUAUUAUGUGUGUAUUAUAUUUUCAUUUUGUGACUUUUCUACUUCACAUUAAUAGCUCACACACACUCUGCCGUACAUACACAAUAUUCACAUUAUGUCAUAUUUAUUUAAAUAUUCUUUACUACCUUUACUCAGGCCUGUUCUCAAAUAUAGGAUUAACUUAAAUAUCAGUAUCAACACAUUUCAUUUGAAAUUUAAAUCAAUAGAAAUGACUUUCUCGAGGAAGAGGUACUACUCUGUAAAAGGUUAAGAAACACUGGUGUAGGACAUGUUUUUAUUUCUAAUGCUAUGGCAUUCCUUAAAUCUUAUUAAAAAUGUCUCAGACUGGUAAACAGAUCACUAUUUAGACCCCUCUCCCUCGCUCCAAAGCACGCUCACAGUUUAAUAUGUUGGGUCAAGAAUUAUCAAAGUGCUGUGUUUGAAAAAGUGAAAGGAAUGGAGCUACCAAUGGAUCAUACCUGCUGGUUCCAUUUGUUUCCAUGGUAAUUGCUGUGCAUUUAGGAUUAAAUCUCUCCCAUCGUCAUGGUUAAGGGACACAAACAUUGUUUGUUUGUUUUUUGGUUUACAAAAAAAAAAAAAUAUGCAUAUCUUAAAAAACAUACAAACAUAAAAUGAACCACACACAAACACCACCCCUAGGGGGAGACACACAUGCACGCAGACGUACGACCAUAAACAAAACCUCUAUUGACCACAUAACCUACGGUUCAGGUAAAGUGCACAACCCCAUACGCUACCCAUCAGCAUACCAAGACUCGCGACGGAAGCUUCAGACCGAGACACCCAAAACCACACUAAACGGGAGAAGAACUACAGAAUACACACGCAACAUACGAGGCUGCACAGCCCUUCAACAACCACAACACUACACACACACGCGAACACCAUCAUCACCAAGACAGAGCCAGCCCCGCUUGGUAAAACACAGGCAUAAACCAACAAACCACCCGUAUUAAACUACGCAAAUGCAUCAUCGCCACACGGACACGAUCACACGAACCUAUAAUCAUUGAGUCACGAAAACGCUCUCACUACUCACAACAAAUAUGAACAGGCGCACUGCCAAUUUCAGCACGAAUACCGACAUUACCCACCUGGAUGAUAGGAACAAUAUACCAACGCAAGGGUCACACCAGGUGGCUAAACAUUUGCAAGUUUAUACCAGAUAUACAAUGCGCAGUGCCUCUGCGCAGGCACCAAAACGACUACAUAGGAUGUAUACGCUAGGAGUGCACAGAUAAAAUACAAUCAUACUUGCAACAAACUAGCUAACGCAAGACAACAAUAAAAACCUACUAACACAAAGCAACUACACAAACCAGCUAACACAAAGCAACUACACAAACCAGCUAACAUGAGGCGACUACACGAACCAGCUAACAAAAAGUAUCUACACAAACCAGCUACCACAAAACAACUACACAAACCAGCUCACACAAGACAAAUACACAAACCCAAACCACAUUAGGUUCUGCAAACCCAGGCAAUAUGUCUUAAAGUUCGCAGAGCACACAUCUGCCUCACUAAACUAACUACACAUGUUCCGUUUACAUGUCUCAAUAUAUACGCCUCUGCGUAGGCGGCCAUAUGCUUUUACAAUAAUAUGUUUGAUGUCCGCAUAUACAAUGUGACGACAAUAGAAAACUAUUUAAAACAAACAUAAAAUGAAACAAAAUAAUUAACACAGAUACAAUACAAAACAAUUCAUAACAAAAUAUUACAUACAAACAAGGCUGAAAUGACUGAUGAGAGACUAUAGCAAACUCUGAUCUGACUUACUACCUCUUAUCAAAAACUGCAUUAUUACCAAAAUUAAAGGCUAUACUAGUUUUAAAGGUCAUUAAAAGCCUCACUUAAAAAGGUAUAUACAAGAAGAAUGCACUUCCAAAAGAAAAAAAAAUUAAAUAGAACAUUCACAAAACACGCUACUCCUAGUUUGAGAAAUUUUUGGACACAACCUCCAUAUAUUCAAAGGAUUGCCUUCAGACAGAUUACAGCACUAAUACAAAUUGGAACAACCACAACCAGCAUCUAUCUUAUUCCUAAUUUUAGAAACCAGAUGCCACCUGUGAAGAAUCUUAUAAUGGGGUUCUAGAUUAUUUAAAUAAUGAAUAAUCUUCUUAAUUUCUAGCGUAGAACUAAGCCAUGAAUCAAGAUGAUUUUCUUUACCCAGUUCUCUUUUCCAUUUAACCCAGACAACCGGUUUAAUUUCAUUACCUCCAGAAAAGAGCAAAGUAUGACAUAGAUUUUUAAAUAUAUUGUUGUUGUUUUCAAACAUAGCAUGGUGGCUGAGGUAAUCUUUACCACUUAAAGCGGCACUGUCAUGGCCGAAUCCAGUUUUUUUUUAACCCCCCCCUCUCCCCCUCCCAACUCCACUACAUCUAAUUGUCCAACUAGUCAGAUUAAAAUCUCCCGAAUGCCCCUACUCACUAUGCUGCGAGUAGGGGCAUGUUUACUAAACAGUGAGCAGCCAGUAGCCCCCCCGAGCACCCACCCGCCCCCCCCAAAACUGGGGGCUAUGCAACUAAGCAGAGGACAUAGGGUCCCCCUUGGCCCCCACCCAUGAGUGGCGGCUGGGGGCCCUAAAUGAAAAUGGGGGGGGAUACCUAUUGUCCUCCCCCCCAGCCCACACCCAUGAAUGGUGGGUGGGGGCCCUGAAAGACCAUGGGAGGGAUCUAUUGUACCCCACCGGCCCCCACCCAUGAGCGGCGGGUGGGGGCCCUAAAUGAAAAUGGGGGGACCUAUUGUCCUCCCCAUCCCCCACCCAUGAGCGGUGGGUAGGGGCCCUGAAUGAAAAUAGGGGGGACCUAUUGUAUUGUCCUCCCCCUGGCCCGGACCCAUGGGCGAUGGCUGGGGACCAUAAAUGAAAAAUCGGGGGGGGACCUAUUGUCCUCCCACCUUGCCCCCACCCAUGGGAUACAGGUGGGGGUCAUAAAUGAAAAUGGGGGGGAUCUAUUGUCCUACCCCCCAGGCCCUUACCCAUGAGCGGCAGGUAGGGGCCCUCAAAGACAAUUGGGUGGCCUAUUGUCCCCUCACCGGCCUCCACCCAUGAGUGGUGGGUAAAGGCCCUAAAUGAAAAUGAGGGGGACCUAUUGUCCUCCCUCCGGCCCCCACCCAUGAGAGGCGGGUGGGGACCCUGAAUGACAAUGGAGGGUACCUAUUGUCCUCCCCCCACCGGCCCCCACCCAUGAGUGGCAGGUGGGGGCCAUAAAUGACAAUGGAGGAGACCUAUUGUCCCGCCACCGGCCCCAAGCCCAUGGGCGACGUGUAGGGGCUUUACAUGACAAUGGGGGGAACCUAGUGUCCUCCCCUCCUGGCCCCCACCCACUGUAAACCCCUCUCAGGUGACUAAGGGUACCCAAACCUCUACCUACCCCCUCACCCUAAAAAUUGUGAGGAAGGAACAAUAAAACUAAAUACCUGUAAAUACAAAUUUUUUUUACAAAAGUUACCAUUUGAUGUCUUCUUUUUUCUAAAACCUUAUUUUUUUCAGCCCCCAAAAAGGCCAAAUAAAAAUCCAUAAUACCCAUCGAAAUUUGAAAAUAAAAUAAAAUACCGGAGCGCCCCCCCCCCAAAAAAAAAUCAGUUGAAAAAAAAACCCUGACGCUAAAAAAAAAAAAUCCAUCUUCACCCAGCAAGGGCACCAUGCAGACUGAGCUCCGCAGGGCAGGGAAAGGCUUAUAAAGCCUAAACACGUCCUGCAAUUUGACUUAGAGCACUCUGAUUGGUUGAUUCAAACUCUGACCCACAGGAAAUGAAGCACACUUUGCUCCUCCGCUGGUCAUAGCUGGUCAGGUGUAGGAAACCUACAUAAGACAAUAUAGUCCCUAUUUUGUCUUAUGUUUUAGACAGGAAGAAAUGAGGAACCGAUCCUGACAGAGGGAGAGAAGAGGAAUCGAUUGGGGAAGGGUACAUUCGGCAUGACAGUGCCGCUUUAAAUAAGAAAAAAAAGUCUUUAUGAUCAAAGUGAAACACCAAUUGUACUUGAGAAAAGUUCUCGAUCUUAUCAUCAGCAAUAAACUCUCCAAUUUUAAGAUUAUUAAUAACAUAGCAAAUAACUGGACAAGUGGAAGUACGAUUAUCUCUUUAGAUAGAAAACCUUGCAUUAAAUGACCCAUGCAGACCAUAUGAGUUCCUUUUUGGACUCUACAUGGUUUUCAAAAUACUUUGCCUGGAGUCCUAUAGAAGUUGUAAGCUAGACCGUGAAUCAGAUCACGAGUAUAACGGACCAAAAAUCAGUGACUCAAGGUUAACGCUACUUUUAUUUAGUAAGUUAGUGGUAUUAACCAUGGGGGAAAAAAAACAGAUUCUCAGUUUCAAGAAUAAUUAUUUUAACCCCUUAAGGACACAUGACAUGUGUGACAUGUCAUGAUUCCCUUUUAUUCCAGAAGUUUGGUCCUUAAGGGGUUAAGGAAGUAACCGCAUAUGGAGCUGUAGUGGUAAUGGUAUGAGCACAAACAAUCCAACAUCUUGGCAUCUCCUCCAUAUCAACCCCGUCUGUGGUGUCCUACCUAUGGGAUAGAAACACUGUAAACUGCAAUUCACAUUAUUCUAAAUCAAGAUAUUGUCAGGAUUACAAGUUGAUCCAGCACGCAGCACUGUGUCAGACCUAGGACUAAAGAUAACGUAUAACCGGACCUUAGGAUGGCCGGACUUAACGUCUCCAAGAAUAGUCAAAAUACUUCCAAGGUCAGGAACACAGAAUCAGACACAAAAAAAUUGGGUUUAGAUACCCCUCCUGUGGAUCCGAUUGGCUGUAACCGGCCUUUGACCCCAAAGGCAAUUACCAGGUGUGCAUGAUUGCUGCUUGGCACAACUUUUCCUGUCAGGACUGUAAUGCUGCUCGGCACAACUUUUCCUGUCAGGACAGUAAAUGCCAUUAACCACAUUUUUAUGUGCGGAUGAACACGUGACACAUAUACAGUAAAUAGAGGAAGGAUCAAUCUGAGUGGGUAUAAAAAUACAUUGCAAUAGUGCACAUUAAUCCUCUUUUGCCUUAUGAUAAUAUUACUGUAUGGUUAUGAGUAUAGUAGCAGUGAAUCGGGUGCCAUUGCACAAGUAGGCUAUGUGGUGCAUUUAAUCGAUUUACUUGUAUAAAAGUGUAAAUAUAAAAGUGUUCCUAAAUUUUACUUGAACACAGAUAUGCACACACACACGAGACACAAACACAUAUAGAGGUAUGUUUUAUAUAUGUGUGUUUGUGUAAGCAUGCUAAACCUUUUUUCUCACUAGGAAUGAUAAUGGAGGAACCCACUGAAGAUCCAGGAGGACAAGAAGCUUCAGGAGGGGCAUCUGGACGUCAAAGAGAGCACUCACCCAUGCUGCACCUGGAUCUUUAUAACUUUGAGAGCGCCGAGGCAGAGGGAAGUCGUUAUGUGCUUACAAGUCCUCGCUCACUGGAGGCCUGUGCUCGUUGCCUUGUAAAACCUGUUGAACUCCUGGCCCGGAGUCUGUCUGACCUAGUAAAAGAAGCACCUGGUAGAUCUAUGCGAGUGGCAACAGGUCUUUGUGAGGUUUACGAGAUAGAGAGGCAGAGAAAGCUGAAGAUGUGCAGGGAAGAGAGAGAGAGGAUUAUCCGUCAAGAAAAGAGACGGAUUCUACCCUUGAUAAUUGGCAGCAGCCUUGGCUCCCCAUCAACUUCAAAGUGUCCCUCACGUGGUGAACUUAAUUCCACCACAGAUCCCAAAAGGUAUGAAUCUCUGCCUACCACAAGCCACCAAAGAAAAAGUACACCACCUUCAAAGGAUGCACAUAGAACAGAUACACCACCUUCCAAGUUUCACCAAAAGAACAAAUCCCCACUCACCAAAGGAUCAAAAAAACAUCAUGCACCAACCCCUAAGGAUCAGAAAAAUGAUCCUUUGCUCAUCAAUAGAGCUGAAAGUAGUGAACCAUAUACUUCAAAAGAGCCUGUCCGUGCAGUGCCCCCAAAAAAUAAGAGCCAGUCCUUAGACUCGUUGCAGAGAAUGAGGGAUGGAGCUUCUGCAAGAACAUCUUCAGAGUCUGCAACAUCAUCUUAUAGUGGUGAUAGUAUGAAGGACAAAACAGCACAGUUUCCUCAGAGGCCCCAAACUUUAGAUACUGUUAAUUCUCUGUUAGGACGAAGUUUUAGCCUUGGAGAUUUGAGUCACUCACCACAGACAACUAAGAAAGUGGAGAAGAUGGUAAAGGAGGUGAAGAAAUUGGGUGUUCAAGAACUUCCACAAAGGGACAAGAAGAUAGCAGCCCUUAUGAUCGCCAGACAUCAAGAGGAAAACAUCAGAAAUGAGCAACGCUAUUGGGCUCACUUACAGUGGGACACCCAACGUAAAAAAUCUGAACUUAAGAAGGAACAGGAGGAUAAGGAAAGGCACAAGUUCUUGGUGCAGGGACACAGAAGGUGGGAGUCUCAGAUAAAGAAUAGACAUAACCGAAUUUCAUUGGAAGAGUUGGGCUCCUCCUCCCUAACCCAAAGCAGGAGUUUAGUACAGUUAGAGAAGUGGAGGGACAAAUCUCUGGAGACAGAGAAACACAAGAAAGGGAAGAAGGAAAAAGCCAGGCUGGACGAUGAACAAAAGAAGACCCAUGAAGAACAAAAGUUGAAAUCCAAUGAUCAAAAAGAGAAAGAGUCAUUUAAUCAGGAAGAAGAGAUACUUCAACAAAACAUGCUUGCAGGUCAAAGUAAAAAGCAGGAAAAAGAGCAACACAUGCAGAAAAGUCUACAAAAUAAAACAGACAAAAUUAAACAUCAGAUUCUUCUACAGGAAAUCUCUCAGAAGGAAGAGUCUGAGAAUGAGGAGCUCAGAAAGAACAUGGAGAAAAAUCUACACAGGGCACAAGAGAAUGUGGAACAUCUUCUAGAGAAAAGAAACCAAGAGUUGAAGAACAAGGCUCGUAAGGAAGAAUUACAAAUUUUGAGGGCCAGGCAGGUAGCAGAGAAGAAAGAGAGAGAACGUAGGGAACAUCUGGAAGAACUGGUCAGAACCGCGGAGAGAAGGCUGCAACAUGCAAGUCAGGUAGCUGAGGAGGUGGUACAGCACAAAGCAAAGAAGGCUUUGGAAGGAAGAUUGGAAAAAGAGAAGAUACAGAGGGAAAAUAGGCAGAAGGUUCAGAAGAACGAGGACAUGAAGCGUCAAGAGCUAGUCAUGUCCAUUGAAAAAAAGCUAGAGCGCAGUGAACAAAUAUACAAGGAAAAACAAACAGUGCUUGACAAUGCUCGUUCGGUAGCCAGAGCUUCUUUUAAUAUCCGAGAGAAGGUACGAGCUGAGACCAAUACACGUACCUUUGACAAGAUGGCUCUGGAAGCUGAACUAUAUGCAAGCAUUGACAAAAACUGAGAAUUAAUAAAGGCCAUCAAAACACACUUAUGCCAGUCUAGACAUUGGUAAGUAUCCACAGUAUUACGUCAGUACCUACCUUUGCGGAAAGAGAUUUGCACUCCUAAAGAGCUGUAGAAUGGUAAAUGUGCUGAUUGCAAAAUCCCAACACAGGGAAUGUCAGGCUUCUCAUAGAUGCUAUGAUUAUUUCAUGUUUCUCAUUGGCUUUCUUCAAUUCUAUCUUCUGGUAAUCCUAUGUAGAUCUAUCUAUGAUUAAUCCAUUAUCACAUUACAGAUUAAAAGGGACUGGGAAAAUGUACACAUUCAAAGAACUGCCUCAGAACUCAGGGAGAGUGAAUUUAUUGUGGCUUGUCUACUAGAUGUAAUAAAUCUUCACUUGAUUUUUUAUUAAUAAUACAGUUUCAUUCAGUUUAAUCAGAUAUCUACAAGUCCAGUGACAACUAAUGACAGCAAUAUACCUAUUAGGUUAAAUAAGGACACAGUGUAUCAAUGUGUUAGUCUGAUUUACCAACCAAAAUUGAAAACUUUAUAUUUUUAUUCCUGUUACGACCCAGAAAGUGAAUGGAGGUACUGUAAAAUUCACAUAAAAUGGUUUUGUGUGGCACUAGGUAACGAAGUGUUUUUCAUUUUGUCAGUAAGUCCCUCGUGAUUUUAGGAGACACCAGUGUCUUCGGUGACAAAUAACACACUGCAAGCAGUUCAGGAUGUCUUUGGACCAGACUUGUAUAGUUCGGCAUUCAGUGACUGCGCAACGUAGGAUUAGUUAAAAAAUUAAGAUUGCUUAAAUUCGGCAAAAUUCGAUAUUUAUCUGGCAUGCAGAGAUUAAUGUGCAACCAUGGUGUCACUGGGAGGAAUAGAAUUUUGGAACAAUAAAGUUAGUUUAAAGAUACUUUUUGUAAAAUAUUAGCAAUCAAACUGGCGCAAUAGUACUAACAGAGCAUUCAGGGCUUUUUGGAUGGAAUAUACCCAAUAGUUUACACAGUAGUCUUUUGGCUUGUGGCUGUUAAUAACUACUCAUACACAUAAUAAUCAGGUGAGGUUUGACUUGGUUUUAAAGAAAGGUAACUGGUAAAUACUAAGUUUCAGAAAUAGGCUACAUUGUUGAUAGUUUUAAAGAACUAUUUAAGAUACAUGCAAAUACAUGUAGAGAGUCAUCAGACAUGGUUAUUUGCUCAAGUGUGAAUUUUGGGGAAUUCAAAGUAAAUUUAAAAUUUUAGGCCAGCAUUGCCAAACAGAAAAAGCAAAUUUUUCCAAUUUGGCUAUUUUGUCGUACGAUUUAACAUUCAAUUUUAAUUCUCACAUUUUGUAGAGGUUAGUGUAUAAAGAAGAAACAAUAAAGUAUAAUUUUGGAACAUCUCUGGUUUUCAAAUGAUUCAGAAUUUACAGAAUACUUUUUUCAUGAGAAAGGGAGACCAGGGUUAUCUCUUUUUAAUUUUUGUGAGAAAAGGUAUUUAUUCGCUAUAUUGCAAACUGUAGUGGAUUGAAAAAUGAAGGAAAAUUCAAACUUAAAGGAACACUAUAGGGUCAGGAACACCCCUUUAAGGGUAAGAAAACGUACCUUGUUUACAGGGCCACGUGGAUCCACCUGCGCUGGUCCCACCCCCGAUCUGCCUCCUUAGCUGAGAUCAUCAGAAUUUAUGUCAGCCAAUCCAAUGCUUUCCCAUAGGAAAAGCAUUUGAUUGGCCGAGGUCAUCAGUGAAGCGGGGCAGGUUUGGGGCCAAAUGUUGGCCUGGCCAAUCGGCAUCUCUUCAUUGAAUCAAUGCAUCUCUAUGGGGAAAGUUCAGAGUCUCCAUGCAGAGUGUGUAAACGCUGAAUAACAAUGCUGUAUAUUCUGCAGCACUGCCCCAAGAAGCACCUCUAGUGGUCAUCAGAGGAGUGGCCACUAGAAGUGUCCCUAGGCUGUAAUUAUAAGAAACACUGUCCCUUUAAAUUAAAGCUUAAAUAUUCAAGCUGUGAACGUAGAUGGGAAAAUUAUUCUGAAUAAGCUAUUUUGGCCUAACUUUUAUACUUCAUGUUUCACUUCAUUGCAGUUCUUCAUUUAGCGAAUAAACCUCCGGCAUUAAGAAAGAGAUCGCAUAUACUACAUAUGUUACAAAUGCACAUUGCAGUCUGUUUACUAAACAGUGGCUUGAGGUGAUUUAAUCCACCGUCAAAACUCAGGCUAAAGUUUUAAAGUUGGGGAAAAAAACAAUCUGAUUCAGCCCACCUUAAAUGAAAAGACCCAUAGGGCCACAAAGAUCAACAACACUAAUCACCUAGAUUGUUCUCGGUGUAAAACAGACUAAAAUUGCUGUCUCUUGAGUUUAGCUUCACUAAGCUAAACAAACCAUAAGCAACAGGACCAGUUGUGUGAUUAACAGUCAGGGGUGUGUUACCAGGUUAAUAUAUAAAAGUGUAAAUUUCAACUGAAAUCUGCACUUUUUGAAAAAUGAAAAAGAGGGCACACACUGCAUACAUACAUCUUUUCAGCAAGCUAAAGUGUUUUAGCGGUCUGGAGUGUCCCUUUAACAAAUUGAAUCCAAAUGGAAAAAGUGAGGCUAAAAUAGCAGAUAUUUAAAAUUCCUAAAAUUAAAUAAAAUAGUUAAUUCUUUAAAAUUAUUAUAGUUUAGCUCAGGGGUUCCCAAACCGGUCCUCAAGGCACCCCUAUCAGUCCAGGAUAGGCAUUACCCAGUUGUGUCUAAGAUUUUUUUAUUUUUUUUUAGAAAGAAAAAUAAAAAUAAAAAAACACCUUAGACACAACGUGGUAAUCCCUAAAUCCUGGAGUAGUAAGGGACCAGGGUUCCUUGAGGACUGGUUUGAGGAUCACUGGUAAAGUUAAUAAUGGUUUGAAUUCACACAAUCGCUGACAAAUCAAAUGAGUGAAUUAGCGAAUAACCUUGUAAUUGUUUUACAAAUAGCAGUUCAGGUUAGUCGGUUUUAUUUAUUCAUGUGGCAUAUAGUACUUUAAAAGGAUAUGCAAAUGGUUACAUAACUUGUAAGAGAUUUGUGCAAAAAUAUGCUAAACUGCCAUAUUGCUUGUAAAAAAAAAAAAAAUGGCACCACUGUCAUGGCAUAGUUUCCGACGCUGUACGCAGAACCAAGCACUGGGGGCUAAGUUUUAUGACACCUCAGAAUCUUGGUGUCCAGUCCAAAGAAAACAUAUAGAAAUUUCUAUACUGAUUGGAGAUCAUUUUCUCUUACACUUUAGUUCAGAAAUUUUGCAUAUGUUAUUCAUGAUUUCAUAAUGUUAUACCUGCGUUUCUUCACUUUAUUUUCAUCCUUUGUGUACCGAUAAUAUUAAAAUUAAAGCCAAAUUGUAAUUGUGUUUUGUAAAAUCUCCAUCAAUGUAACUUGCCUACUUCCAUACUGGGACCUUGAAGGAAAGGGUGAAAAUAUAUGAAGAAACUUACUUCCAUUAGCUCCAUCUUCAGAAUAUAGCAAUUUCAUCUGCCAGGAGCCCACAUCACUGUUGAAGAGUAAAAGUUUGUAGAACAUUGUCCGUGGGUGAUCUCACACAGGCGCAAUGAGAUGCAAUGGGAUGAUGACAUUAAAAAAUGUCACGGAGGAAACUACAGGAAGCUCUGCCGAUUGCCAGAUGUUAUAAUAAUGAAUUGCAUACAUAAAGACAAAUUACCCCUAUAUUGUCACAAAUAGUGUUUACACUCCUCUAUUGGCUGUCACUUACAUAGCCACUAGAGGAACUUCCUGGAUUCAGUCCUGCAAAAAUUGAAGGAUCAACGUUCCAUAUUGUGCAUGGAGACGUUGAAUGCUCCACAUAGACAUAAAAUGUCUAUGUGGAUGAUUAUUUAUCUUCUACAGGUGGUCCUCGUUUUGCGACCUACCUGUUUUAUGACAGCACGCACUUCCGACCAGCUCUCUCGUGAGGUGGUAAGUGCAAGACGUCAUGGGAAUUAGAGGGUUCCCUGCAAUGCUGCUUUCUUCUAUGUUCGAAGAAAUUUCUCCGAGCAUAGAUUAGAGGGAUUCCCUGCUCUUGUGCAUUCGUCUAUGUUCCGGGAAAUGUCCCUAAACACAGACAUGCGCACCAGAGCAGGGAAUGCCUUAAAUCUAUGUUCAUGGAAAUUUGCACGAACAUAGAAGAAUGCAGCAGAGCAGCGAAUCCCUUAACUCCUCACUUACCAACCAAUUUGUUCUACUACCUGGUCGUAGGAACGGAACCCGGUCGGUAAGUAAGGAGUGUCUGUAUUUCUUUAAGCAGAGUAAUCACAAAAAGGUAUUGCCUUUAGUAAAAUUACUUAUUUCAACUGAUAAUUAGGUAAAAGGAAAGACUUAAAGGAAAACUUUCAUUUUUUUUUUUAAUUACUGAAAUUACAGUUUUCCUUUGACAAAAAACAUAGUUUUUAACGGUAGUGAAUUAAAAUAUAUUCCUGAAGCAUAAUUCCCAUUCCAUAGACUUAUAACAAAUGAAAUCUCAUACAAGGACAAGUACUCUUUUUGUUAUUCAUUAUUCCACAGGUUGUGAAGAAAUUACAAAGGAAAUUAAAAUUGUAAUGUUGAUGUGAAACUGUUAAUUGGGAGUUCUUUGUAUUGUAAUUGUUUUCUGUUGUUCAAAACCAAGACACAAGCACAAUCUCUGGCAGAGCAAAUCAAGAAUGAAAGGAAUGUAAUGAAAUAUACAAUCACCAUACAGUUUCAUUUUCCAGCAUUUGUUUGCUUUUGACUGUUUAACCUGUUGGGUCUUGAAGGUAUUCGAUAAAAUCAAUAGUACUUCAGGAUUCAAAGGUUUUAAUGCACAUCUUUAACUCCUACGUGAUACAGGGAAACUGUCCAGUCCCUUUCCAGUAAUACGGAUUAAGGACUCUGCAUGUUACAGAUCUAUUACACAGCUUUUUAAUGUGUGGUUCCCCACUGGAUUUGUGAGACCUCGUUAUUAAGCACACUGCUUUAUUCGCUAUGUAAGACUCACUUUGCACUGUUUAAUUUAUAUUGGUUUGUGUAAAAUACUAUUUUUAUAUCAAUAAAUUGGCAAGAUUAUGUUGUAUGAUUGUUAUUGAGUUGUGUACUCGACAAACACUCACUACAUGACAUAUUUAACAUAUAACUCAUAAAAUGAUAUCU